Homalodisca vitripennis (glassy-winged sharpshooter) is the source of this 4898-nucleotide messenger RNA. RefSeq lists its product as uncharacterized. The record is from RefSeq and is a predicted model, not a curated record. Lineage: Eukaryota; Metazoa; Arthropoda; Insecta; Hemiptera; Cicadellidae.
AUGAGACAGUACGUGCCAACGUAUAUCAGUAACCGGGGGUUCCGUAACUCAGUGAAGAAACUAAACUCUCAGAAAGAAAUAGUGACUCCAUUAAAACAAGCUGCAAUCAGCAUCAUACUAGGCUACCAGGAUACAGCAGUGGGCAAUCAGCAUCAUACACUAGGCUACCAGGAUACAGCACUAGUCAAUCAGGACCAUAUACUAGGCUACCAGGAUACAGCACUAGUCAAUCAGCAUCAUAUACUAGGCUACCAGGAUACAGCACUAGGCAAUCAGCAUCAUAUACUAGGCUACCAGGAUACAGCACUAGUCAAUCAGCAUCAUAUACUAGGCUACCAGGAUACAGCACUAGGCAAUCAGCAUCGUAUUCAAGGCUACCAGGAUACAGCACUAGUCAGUAGUAAGGGUAAAAUCCCUACCUGGCGGGAUAAAUCCCCGCUCAGCACGUGCGUGUGUGUGCGCGCGCACCCAGCCGCCCUGCCGCAGCGCCAACUCAACCUCCACCACACUCUCCAGUCCAGUCAAUACUGGCGCUCGGCGCGACACGGUAGUAGUGUGGUUCGCACCCCAUUGUCGCGGUCCCAUGGUUUUCCGCAGCUGUCUGCUCACCUCGCCGCCCACCCAGGCUCCAGGAUAGACGACAGGCGGGUGAAGAUGGUGGGGGGCCUGGGGUUGGGGUCUCAAGCCCGUCCCUUUCUGCGCUUGACGUUGUUCGUGUGUCUGUUGGCGUUCCUUAGCGUCUUCUACUUCUUCAGCGACGUCACCUCCGUCGGAUAUCUGGAGUUUGUCCGCCGGACCUCAGAAUUCGAGACCGACUUCUACUACAACACCGGCCCGGCCACUUACCUCCUGGACCCCUCUGACAAUCUGACCCACGCCCCAAGGGAGGGCUACCUGGUGUGGAACCCCUCCUGCCGUAUCCCCGACAUCGACCCAUGGCACGAGAGCAUCCGUCAUCUGAUCCACCGCACGGAACCCUUGGUCUGCUCCACUUUGCCACCCCUCACACGUAUCACCGGACACACCCUGCAGCUGAUCCACGCCAACGCCCAUCUCUACGGCGGGGAGAAGAGUUUCCACUGCUGCUACCAGGAGAUCUCGCGGCGUGAUGCGGACAAGUUCGAUCCCAAAGUCGAUGACAUUUUUAGCGUUGGCCAAUGUAUACCCUUCGUAGACACAGUCAACCUGACCUCAGAGCAGCAGUUCAUCAUGGUCAAGUGCGUGAUUCCCUCGGUUGUGGAAAAACAAAGAGGUCUACACCAACCUGCACGCCGUCGUCCCCGUCCGGAAAGACUCAAAGAGAAACUCCAGGACAACCUGACUCCGGACCGGCAGCGGAUGAGUGUCCUGAUCGUCGGCAUCGACUCGAUAUCCCGCCUAAACCUCAUCAGGACCAUGCCUAAAACUGUGGACUGGCUGCAGAAGAUGGGCUGGGUGGAGAUGAAAGGGUACAACAAGAUUGACGACAACACCUUCCCCAACGUUAUGGCGAUACUGACCGGCAUGAACUACACCCAAGUGCGGAACGAAUGCAUGUUUACCAACAAGAACCCCGUUGACGAGUGUCCUUUCAUCUGGAAAAACUUUUCCGAACAAGGUUACGUAACUGCGUACGGUGAAGAUGAGCCGGUCAUCGGAACAUUCAACUACCAGAAGACCGGUUUCUUCAAAACGCCCACCGACUAUUACCUCAGACCGUUCAUGUUGGCCGCUGAAAAGAACACGGUCCUGAAACGACAAGACGGCUUAAAGAUCUGUCUGGGGCCGACGCUUUCGACCGAUCACAUCUACAAGUACGCUACGGACUUCGCGACCACCUUCCGCAACAACCUCUACUUCGCCCUGUUCUGGAUGAACACCUUGAGCCACAACAACGUGAACACGCCUUCCGCUCUGGACUCGCGAACUCUGAAAUUCCUUCAGGACCUCACACACAACGGGGUGUUGAACAACACGCUCGUGGUGUUCCUCAGCGACCACGGCAUGCGGUUCGGGAAGAUCAGGCAGACCUACGUGGGCUGGCUGGAAGAGAGGCUGCCGUUCAUCUUCAUGUGGAUGCCGGAGUGGUACCGGAAACUGUUCCCGAUGAAGUACGCGAACCUCCUGGACAACCGGGAGAAGCUGACUUCACCGUUCGACCUCCACCUGACGCUGCAGGAGGUGCUGCACGGGGAACACGACAACGGGACGCGGUCCUGUCCGGACUGUGUGUCCAUGUUCGACGAGGUCCCGUGGAACCGGUCGUGCCGUGACGUAGGAGUGACGGAACACUGGUGCACGUGCUCCGAGUACCGGACGUUGUCUACGGAGGGAAAUUCAGUGCGGUCCAUGGUGAGGUUCACCGUCGGGGAGAUCAACAGGCUGUUGGAGGACGGGCGGGAGAUGCUCAAGAACAACACGCGGUGUGCCAAGUUGACUGUGAAGCGAGUGCUGUCUGUUCGCAGCAAAGUCUACGAGCGCAAGCUCGGCUACGACGAGUACGUCGUGCUCUUUGAGACUCUCCCCGGCCAAGCACUUUUCGAGGCCACGGUAGGCCACAGUGGUCAGUUCAAACUGCUAGGCUCUGUCAGUAGAAUUAACACUUUCGGCUCUGAGAGUAAAUGUGUGCUCGAUGCGAUCCUUAAAAAAUAUUGUUAUUGUAUCAAAAGUUAAAGCUGAUAGUUGAAGUACUUCAAAACUAAUUAAGUUCUUAAACAUAAAGGUAAACAUAAUAUGUAAUCUUGCCUUCUUAGAUUUUAAUGAGUUGACGAAGUAAGCAUUGCACAUUUACUCGUGAUGAAUUAUGCGAGUGCCCCUCAAGUAUUUCUGUACUUGGAUGGACUGUAUACACAACCAGUGUAAUUACAGGGAUGGAAUGUAUUUAUGUCGGAUAAGUGCCAUUAAUUCUGAAAGCAUCUUGUUAUCUGUCAAUGUGAGGUUUAUUUUUAAAGUGUCAGGACUGGGAUUAUUACAAAUAAACGUGUUGACCUCGGACCUGCCAUCUUUAAAGUGGUAUGCUACAUAUUUCGUGCAGUUGCCAUUUCACCGCUUGAAGAGUGCUUUAGAGCCACCUAGUGAUCUGCGGCAUUGUGUUCUAUUCCGUAAAAUACGAGUAUCAGUUUUUGCCAGCUCUUAACAUACUUUUAAGUGAAGCUGUAAUUUUUAAGAUCAAUGCAUAUUCAUUAGGGAAAGUAUCAGGUUAGAAGAUGCUCAGCCAAAAACAUUGGGAAAGUUUCAGUUCGUUUUUUCUGGAAUGAUGCAGUUCUAAAUUGUAUGUUUUUCAAGCCUUCGUGGGUAACGUAAACUAAGUAGAACUUACGGUAGAAUUCUGAACAAGAAACAACUUGUUACUACUGUCGCCAUUUGUGCACUCUACAUUAAAAGUGAAGAUCAUUCGUGAAUGAGUGAAUUUCUCAUGCAAUCAUCAAUUAUUAAUAUUUAGUAAGUAUCAUUACAAGAUUCCCCAAGAAUUUAAAUAAUAUAUAACUCGGAUGAUGUCAUGACCAUCAUCUAAAUAUAAACCGGAUCAUCUGUUAACUGAAAAAUUGGCUAUUCACAGCGAUGACAAAAGAUUUUCAACAUUAUUUUCAAUUGUGUUAUUAACAUUUUGACGUGGGAUGAAUUCAAAAAAGUGUAUUGUUAUUUUAAAAAACUUAAAUGAAAAUUAAUUUGAAAGAAAAUCACUAUUAUCAAUUGAAUUAGCAGAGAAAAUUCACCCAUCUUUGUAGGUAAUUCAGAUCAAACUACAAGGAUAGUAUAUCAGUCUAGAUGGAUUUGAAUACACUUUUAAUAAGCGUAAAAACAAUACAUUGUAGGAAGAUAUAGUCGAUAAAUAACUAGAACAGACAAAUAUGAUAGAAGAUAAAUGAGUUUUACAGUUCGGCAACAAAGAAUGACACUGUGAUCUCACAUGGUUUAGUCAAACAAAAAAAAGGAUAUAUUUUUCGGUAAAAUAUGAGGUUUUGAAUCUCUUAAGUUAUGUUUACAACUAGUCAAGUCAGUACUGUGAAUAACAGGGUGGACAAGGGUGUAUGUCCACUUUUACAUACUAUUGGAUAAGAGAGUUGUCUAGUUCAUUCCAGGAAGCUAAGUAGUUAUUCAAACUUUAAGUUAUUGUAUUUCUUGAAAUCUCAUAUUUGUAAGCCGAUAGCGGCCUCAGCGUUUCUGUAAAUGUUCCUAUGUACAUAAUUUAGCAUAUAAGUUAACGGGGUAAGUUUUUAUACCUGUGUAUAUAGUGUAAUUACACGAUAAUUUUUGAUGUUACCAUAACAUUAGUAUGCUACAUGGUAGAAGUUCGAGCGAUCCCUUUGCGCACAAAGAACCUCCAGCUGUCUUCUACUCGCCAGAUAUUUAAUCUCAAUCGCGACGUGUCUGCAGUUCGAAUGGACCCAAAGAACUUACGUUUAAUUCUUUUUUUAAAUACAUUAUUAUUCUGGAUGAUUAAAAAGGACGUUUCAAGAACUGGUAUGUGCCAUGGGAUUUAAUAAAGAAAAAUCCAAAUUAAUAAACUAUGAACAUUUCCGAAUUUUGUUAUUGUUAUACCAACAAAAUAAUUACAUCAAUAUUGUCGACUAAUUUUUUUUUCCUUUUUUCUAGUUAAUACAAAAACAUUGGAAAUUAUGUUUUGUUUAAAUUCUUAAUACACGGAGUGUGUUUUUCCUGUACAUUUUAUGUUUGUCUAUAAAUUUACAAGUAUGACUACGACGCAGUGCAAUGAAAAAAAUGCAAAUGAUGUCCAUCCGAGCUGAGCGACAGAACAUUUAUGGACAUUUGACAGCAAAGGUAGAGUUUUACUUAAACUUCUUGUGUUACUGACAGUAUUAUAAUUUUAAAUUAAUUUAUAGAGUAAAAAUGGAACUUUGUAAUUAAAUUAAAUCUUUGAAAUACAAAUGUCUCUAAAUUAAACCCUUUCUUCACGA